This is a messenger RNA of Porites lobata, 426 nucleotides long. The record is from the annotation of a GenBank genome assembly. NCBI's taxonomy places the organism in Eukaryota, Metazoa, Cnidaria, Anthozoa, Scleractinia, Poritidae.
AUGGAUUUCAAAAACAAUAUUCCUACACAAGAAGAUCUAGAUUUUAUAGUUGAUGAUGGUUAUAGACAUGAUGAGGAUCCAACACAUGACCCUAAAGACGACUCCGCCUCGUCAGAUGAUGAUAAAUACGUUGUUUCGGGUAAAGAGUUUAAAAAACUAACCAGAAAAGCUAAAAAACUCGGUGCUGAAUUGCUUGAUUAUUCAUCACGCAAAAAUAACAAAUAUGUAGCAACACUUUCAAGUGGAAAGAAAAUUCAUUUUGGUUCUUCACAAUAUCCAGACUUUUUAAUUCACAAAGACAAAGAGCGAAAAGAGAGGUAUCUUGCUCGAGCUAAAAAGAUUAAAAAUAAGCAGGGAGAGUUAACUUAUACUAAUCCUGAAUCAUCUAAUUUCUGGAGCGUAAAUCCACUUUGGCCAGAAGAAUAA